This is a messenger RNA of Arachis ipaensis, 932 nucleotides long. The record is from RefSeq and is a predicted model, not a curated record. Lineage: Eukaryota; Viridiplantae; Streptophyta; Magnoliopsida; Fabales; Fabaceae.
AUUUACCAUCAGAUCAACCAAAAUGAGGUCACUAGCCUUUCUUUUUGCUCUUCUCUUUGGUUUGUGCAGUCAUCCAUUUCUUGGUGAAGCUCAAGGAGGGUCAAUCAUGCAACUAGUGAUUAACACAGAUAACAAUACUAUCCAGUCCGGCAAGGACUAUUUUAUCCGGCCGGUCCCCACCAGCCCAUCCAUCAUUUGUUGCCGGCUGCUGCCAUGUAUAGUUGGCGACGGCUUAGCCCUUGAAUCAACAACACCAAACAAAACCUGUCCUCUUAACGUUGUGGCCGAACGUGGGACAGGUCAGGCAGUAACAUUCACACCGAUUAACCCUAAAACAAAUAGGGAAAUCUACACUAAUUCCGAUUUGAACAUCAAAUUCGACGUUAAGUCGAACUGCCCUGAAUCCACGGUGUGGAAGUUAGUGAGUGAUGCUUCAAAUGGACAAAGGAUUGUGACAACUGGUGGUGUUAUUGGAAACCCUGGAAAAAACACAGUUAACAAUUGGUUCCAGAUUCAGAAGGAUGAUAAUGAUUACAACUUCUAUUUCUGUCCUAGGGUUUGUGAAACUUGCAAGCCAGUUUGUGGGAACAUUGGUGUGUUUCAAGAUAGUAAUGGGAAUUCGCUUAUUGCUAUCACUGAUCGACCAUACAAAGUUCGGUUCCAGCCAGUAUCUUCUUUUUUCCCACUCUUGGAUGACACUCACACUGGAAACCCUAGUUGGAGAAGCAUAAAAAAGUGGUUCAAGAUAGAGAAGUAUGAAAAAGAUUAUAAAAUAGUUUAUUGCCCAAGUUUUUGUGAGUAUUGCAAGGUUCAAUGUAGGGAUAUUGGAGUAUAUGAGGAUCAAAAUGGGAACAAGCGUCUAGCCCUCGUUGAUGUACCUUACAAAGUUCAAUUCCAAAAGGCUUAGUAAAUAGAAAGCUUAAUGGCUAAUU